Messenger RNA from Puccinia triticina, 2364 nucleotides. RefSeq lists its product as uncharacterized. Bases 1 to 2364 code for a protein of 787 amino acids. The record is from RefSeq and is a predicted model, not a curated record. Lineage: Eukaryota; Fungi; Basidiomycota; Pucciniomycetes; Pucciniales; Pucciniaceae. Gene Ontology annotation, biological process: lipid metabolic process. The transcript is spliced from 8 exons.
AUGGACGAUCACGAUUGUCCAACCAUGCCCGGGUAUCUGCCAAUAGCCGAGGAACGAGACCAAGCCCCAGGGCAGCCCGGUUCCAUGAGCAAAUCCCUUGACCCGUCUUUCGUCUUCGCGGCCGCCCAUGGAUCCCUCGCGAUCGCAUCCUUUGCCACCCGAUUCGGCUUCAAUGUAGCUCAAAGAUCAGUCCAACUGGGUCUCGCGAUCCCUCAGACGAUUGUAUCGAACGUGCUUCCCAGCCAACUCAAGCCGGUCUCGACGGUCAUCCAAGCCAGCCUGAGUUUCGCCGAGUACUCCACUCUCACGGCCCUCCAACUGGCCGAAGGGAUCUCAACAGGCGGCUUAGAUUUGGCCGCCUAUUCGAUCACCGAGCUUGAUUCCCUGAUCAAAUCGUAUCAGCAACUACAGCCCUCCUUGCCUUCCCUCGAUGCACUCAGACUUGUCGUCGCCCUUCUCCGUCAACAGUGGGAGAAAAUCACGCCCCAUUCGUCCGAUCUGCCCCCUGGGAACAAAACCGAGCCCUUCCAGGUCUUUCAAGUUCUCCGAGCGCUCUCGACUUGGGCUCUAAUCCAACAACUCACGCAGCAUGUUGAAGAUGGUCAAUUAUCUUCGUAUUUAAUUCCCGUCCGGUCCUCCCCAUCAAAUCGCCAAGUCCCAGCUCAAAUCCAACCUGGAUUUGAAGAGGAUAGUGAUGAGGAUCCAGAGAUCGUCAAGCAAAAAUUCAAGCGAUAUAUCGACCUUUCUCUAAGUAGCUAUGGUGGCUUGGGUCACAUCCUCUUCAAUUCGAAAAAUCCGCCCUCGUCCGAAGACUCUCAAUCCAGCAAAGAUACGACUACGUACGAAAUAUGGAACCUUUUGAUGGGAAAACAUGAUCAUGAUUUACUUAGAGAACAUGGCGAACUGUUCGAAGAUACAUUUUUACCAGGAGCAGCAAACGAAGGCGGCCAACAGAUAGCAGAAACGUUCAAGGAUCUGUUACCAGCGGUGUCCAUCACGACAGACCCACUUGCUCAAGAAGGAAAAGAAAAUGGAGCUGGAAAUGGGAAGGAAGAUGAGAAGAACAAGGAAAUGACUGCUUUGAUAGAACAGAUCGGUUCGUUGGGUGCAGUACACGAAACAAAUGACGCGAAAGAAUGGAGUCUGGUCACCAAUCCGGACGACAAAGAGAUGAUGGAGCUGGAAAUGGCCAGUCAAGACUUAUUGCCCGAGCUCGAGAACAAUCCAUCUCCACAAGACUCUCUACCAGAUAGCACGAAAGAAGAAACACCCUCCAAGCCGGUCACUUCCAAUUGCCAACCCCCGCGAUACUUCAUCCUUAUCGAUAAGAUUCAUCAGACCGUCAUUGUUUGCUUGAGAGGUACUUUCUCCCUUAGCGAUGUCGCUACCGACCUCACUUGCGAUUAUGAAAACUUCGAUCCUGAGGCUUUUUGGGACUCGCCCUGCUGGGAAGAGGAAACUGGGGACGCUUGUGAGCUAUCAACAGAAAAGAAGACAUGUGGAAGCAAGAAAAAACAAACCUUUCGUGUGCACAAAGGAUUCUUAGAAGUAUCCAAGAGUUUAAUCGGAUAUCCGAUAACCCCAUCACCGUCGAUGGGCAAGACCCAGCAACCGACCAAAUUUAUGGCUUCCAUUCGUAGUGCCUUGAAGCAGCAAAACACGGACAACGACGGUGUUCGAACGUUCAAAAAAAUCGAAUUUGUCGGACAUUCUCUGGGCGCUGGUGUUGGCGUCAUGUUGAGCUUAAUGCUAGCUGAUCCUAGAACUGGACUCAGUACUAAACGAAGUGGCUUGCCUGAAGGUACAUCCAUCAGGACCUAUGCAAUUUGCCCACCGUGUACGGCAUCCAAAGGAUUAACAGAGUUGAGCAGCAAGAUGGUGAAGACCUUAAUCCACUCGAAUGAUUUGGUUCCCAGACUAUCUUUGAAUCAUGUCUUGAACCUGAAAACGCUAAUCAUCUGGAUCGACCACUUUGAGAACAAUCCUGCCGAGCUCCCUCUGAUGUCAACUCAAACAACCUCGGAUGGGAUCUGGAAAAAUUUAUUGCAAGUUUACACUAGGUUGAAGGUCUUCCAGUCCCAAAAUGGCGACAAUCAUCAGUCUGAUGCUUCGAAGAAAGUCUUGCUGGAAGAUGAGGUUUGGUUGAUUGAAAUGAGGAAUCUGCUAGAAUCAAAGAUCCAAAAAGAGCAUCAUGUGGAUGUUCUAUUGCCAGCGGGGAAGAUAUACUGGAUGGUCAAAGACGACCUAUUUAUAGUUCCUAAAAAUAAAGCCCAGGAUAUCUUCAACCGGAUCAAGUUCGAUAUCAACAUGGUCAAAGAUCAUUUGAUCCAUCAAGUCAAAACCAAAUUCGCUGAACACCUUUAA